Messenger RNA from Penicillium roqueforti, 492 nucleotides. RefSeq lists its product as uncharacterized. The record is from RefSeq and is a predicted model, not a curated record. The transcript has 3 exons. NCBI's taxonomy places the organism in Eukaryota, Fungi, Ascomycota, Eurotiomycetes, Eurotiales, Aspergillaceae. The coding region runs from base 1 to 492 and encodes 163 amino acids.
AUGGGUCACCCAAGUCAUUCUCUAGGCAUUUGGUCUGCCUUUCCUUGCAAUCUACGCGGACUACUAUCCCGACUGCCAAAUGACACAAAGGAUUCCAAUCAAUCUCAUCCUGCGGCACUGGUAACCAGUGCUACAUAUAUCUAUUUAGGUGGUGCUGCAGCCGCGCCACCAAUUACCCAUCACCCAUCAUCCUUUCGUUGGACCUUUUCAGCAAUCCUUUCAGAAACUCAAGCUGAAGAUAUCAACACGCUUGAAGUCGUCAAUCGCCCGGAUCGCACCCAAGACGUCUAUCCAGUGACAAAGUCAGAACCUCGAGUCUUCCCUCAAGACCAUCCAAAUCCAACAGUCAACAGUCUAACAACACUGCCCAAGUGGGCUACAAUCUGUUCAGCCCCUCUUCACGUUGGCCUUCUAGUACCAGCUUGCAAUGGCCUACCGUUGUUGUUGAAACGGGCUUAUCCGAGAGCCUGCAAUGACUUCUUCGAAAUCUAG